AUGGACCAAAGCCUUUUCCUAAUGAGUCAUUGCAUCCAGCAGAUCCUGGAGGCCGUGCUCCACUGCCAUCAGAUGGGGGUGGUACACAGAGACCUCAAGCCAGAGAACCUGCUGCUGGCCAGCAAGUGUAAGAACGCUGCGGUGAAGCUGGCUGACUUUGGACUCGCUAUUGAAGUCCAAGGAGACCAGCAGGCUUGGUUUGGUUUUGCAGGGACUCCCGGCUAUUUGUCUCCGGAGGUUUUGAGGAAGGAGGCGUACGGUAAACCUGUAGACAUCUGGGCAUGUGGUGUGAUCCUCUACAUCCUUUUGGUUGGUUACCCUCCGUUCUGGGACGAGGACCAGCACAAACUCUACCAGCAGAUCAAAGCUGGAGCGUACGAUUUUCCCUCCCCAGAGUGGGACACGGUGACUCCGGAGGCUAAGAAUCUGAUCAACCAGAUGCUGACGAUCAACCCAUCGAAGAGAAUCACUGCUCAGGAGGCUCUGAAGCACCCAUGGGUCUGCCAACGCUCCACGGUGGCGUCCAUGAUGCACCGACAGGAAACGGUUGAGUGCUUGAAGAAGUUCAACGCCAGGAGGAAACUGAAGGGAGCCAUUUUGACCACCAUGCUCGUCUCCAGGAACUUUUCUGUGGGUCGACAGACUACAGCCCCCGCCUCCAUCAGCGCCGUCGCCGGGACGACCGCCGGCAUCGUGGAGCAAGCCAAGAGUCUCCUCAAUAAGAAGGCUGAUGUCAAGUGUUGGACAAAUGAUGAAAAAUUGAAAGCCCGAAAACAGGAGAUCAUAAAGAUCACAGAGCAGCUGAUCGAAGCUGUCAACAACGGAGACUUUGAGGCCUAUGCGAAGAUCUGCGACCCGGGGCUGACUUCGUUUGAGCCGGAGGGGCUCGGUAAUCUGGUGGAGGGGAUGGACUUCCACAGAUUUUACUUUGACAACUCCCUCUCUAAGAACAGUAAGCCCAUCCACACCACCAUCCUCAACCCUCACGUGCACAUGAUCGGAGACGACGCUGCGUGCAUCGCCUACAUCCGCCUGACGCAGUUCGUGGACGGACAGGGACGCCCUCGCUCCAGCCAAUCAGAAGAGACCCGGGUCUGGCACCGCAGGGAGAGCCGGUGGCAAAACGUUCACUUCCACUGCUCAGGAGCUCCCGCCGCCCCGCUGCAGGGAUGA
Molecule: messenger RNA, 1173 nt
Organism: Scomber japonicus (chub mackerel)
Lineage: Eukaryota; Metazoa; Chordata; Actinopteri; Scombriformes; Scombridae
Gene: camk2b2
Product: calcium/calmodulin-dependent protein kinase type II subunit beta
Biological process (GO): protein phosphorylation
Cellular component (GO): neuron projection; cytoplasm
Molecular function (GO): calcium/calmodulin-dependent protein kinase activity; ATP binding; calmodulin binding
Source: RefSeq, a predicted model, not a curated record